This is a messenger RNA of Notolabrus celidotus (New Zealand spotty), 3844 nucleotides long. RefSeq names its product transmembrane channel-like protein 3. Lineage: Eukaryota; Metazoa; Chordata; Actinopteri; Labriformes; Labridae. The record is from RefSeq and is a predicted model, not a curated record. Gene Ontology annotation, molecular function: mechanosensitive monoatomic ion channel activity. Gene Ontology annotation, cellular component: plasma membrane.
GCCCCCAAUUAAAAAGGAGACAUCUGUCAGUGUAUGAUGCUCCAGAGGGGCUCCAGAGCAGUGGGGAGCAGGGAGGGCACAAACACCCCUGUGCAGUGACUCUGUGUAGCGUGACUCUCACUCUGAGGAAGGACAGCAUGGCUACAGCGACUGAGUCUUUGGUGGGAAGCAGCAGGUCUCUGUCUGCAGCCAGGAGACACAAAAGUAUCAGGAAGAACUCCCGCAGGAUUUAUUCAGCCUUCCAGGACCAUCAGGGGGGCUCCUCAGACGAUGAAGACAAAGGGGAUGAGCGCGUGGACAGCAAUGACCCAGAGGAGAUGUUCCAGAACAUUCAGUACCAGAAAGAGAUCAUCGCCAACAUUCGGACCAGACCCUGGCCAAUGAGACGCAAGCUCAAAGUCCUCAAGCAGGCCAGAGAGAUAGUCCUGAAGUACGAGGGUCGACUGACCAGAACCAGAGGUUACCAGACUGCAGGUGCUGACCUGCUGAAGAAACUUUCCAGAGUGCUUUACAACAUUGUGGUUCUGUUUAUUCCCUGGGAAGUGAGGAUCAAGAAAAUCGAAAGUCACUUUGGGUCAGGUGUGGCCUCUUACUUCAUCUUCCUCCGCUGGCUGUUUGGGAUCAACAUUGUUUUAACCGUCUUCACUGGAGCCUUCAUCGUCUUGCCAGAGCUGCUGGCUGGAGCUCCAUUUGGCACAACAAGGAGUAAAACAAUCCCCAAGGAGCACCUGGCAUCAGCCCAGGACCUGGACACCAUCUGGUCUCUCGGGGGUUACCUGCAGUACUCUGUGUUGUUCUACGGUUACUACGGCAGAGACAGGAAUAUCGGCAUCGGGUACCGUUUGCCUCUCGCCUACUUCCUGGUGGGGAUGGCUGUCUUUGCCUACAGUUUCAUCAUUGUGUUAAGAAAAAUGGCCAAGAACUCUCGUCUGAGCCUGGCCAGUGCGUCAGAUGAGAACUUCACUUUCUGCUGGAGGGUUUUCUGUGCCUGGGAUUACUUGAUAGGAAACCCGGAGGCAGCAGAGAGCAAAGGAGCUGCCAUCGUCAACAACAUCAGGGAAGCCAUCGUGGAGGAGCGAAAAAAGAAGGAUACCAGUCUGGCCGUCCUGAUCAGUCUACGUAUCUUAGCCAACAUCCUGGUGCUGCUGUCGCUGGCUGGCAGCAUCUACAUCAUCUACUUUGUGGUGGACCGCUCUCAGAAACUGGAGCAGGAGAAGCCGGAGCUGACCCUGUGGGAGAAGAAUGAGGUGAGUGUUGUGGUUUCUCUCAUCACCAUGAUUGCUCCUUCUGCCUUUGAGCUGGUAGCUCAGCUUGAGAUGUACCACCCACGAACCUCGCUACGAUUCCAGCUGGCAAGAGUGCUUGUUUUAUACCUGGGGAAUCUGUACAGCCUCAUCAUUGCCCUCCUGGAUAAGGUCAACAGUAUGAGCUCUGCUAUCCCUGUGAUCCCAGGUAACUGGUCUGACUCCAGCUCCUUCCUGGCCACCAUCUCCCAGCCUGAGGUUGACAGCCUCUCCACCCUGGUUUCAGAGCUGUCUGUCUCUGACCAUCACAACAGCACCAUAGCAACCAUUGCCACGGUGUUGGACAUCACAAACAGUGCCAGGAGCAGCUCAGGGGCGGUGUCCAAUCAGACGGCAGUGUUCGAGAAGAAUACCCGCUCUCAGCAGGAUCCGUGCUGGGAGACUUACGUUGGGCAGGAGAUGCUGAAGCUGUCCAUCAUUGACAUGAUCUUCACCGUGGCCAGUAUCCUGCUCAUCGACUUCAUCAGAGGUCUGGUUGUUCGCUACCUGAGUGACUGCUGCUGCUGGGAUUUAGAGAGCAAGUUUCCUGAAUAUGGGGAGUUCAAGAUAGCGGAGAAUGUUUUGCAUCUGAUCUAUAAUCAAGGAAUGAUCUGGAUGGGAGCUUUUUUUUCACCCUGUCUUCCCGCCUUCAACGUUCUAAAGCUGAUUGGUCUGAUGUACCUCAGGAGCUGGGCUGUCCUCACAUGUAAUGUUCCCCAUCAGCAGGUGUUCAGAGCCUCCAGAUCAAAUAAUUUCUACCUGGCGAUGCUGCUCUUUAUGCUGUUUCUCUGUAUGCUGCCCACCAUCUUUGCCAUCGUGAGAUACAGACCAUCCCAGCACUGUGGACCAUUCAGCGGGCAGGAGAAGAUCUAUGACAUCAUCUCGGAAACGGUGGCCAAUGACUUCCCUCGGUGGUUCAGUGAAGUGAUGAAUUAUAUCACCAGCCCUAUCGUAGUGCUGCCAGCACUGCUGCUGCUGUUCAUGCUGAUUUACUACCUUCAGGCCAUUGCACGGUCCCUGAAAUUCACCAACAACCAGCUGAGGAUGCAGCUGCAGACUGAGCGGACUGAUGACAAGAAGAAAGUCUUCCAGUUGGCUGCAGCUAGACUGCAGGCUCCAGAGGCCGCAGCAGCAGCAGCAGCAGCAGACAAAAAGCCAGACCAGCAGGAGAGUGACAUCACCAGUCAGGAGGCGUCCAUCCACACUCCAUCUCCUCGACGCAACGGCAGCGUCACAAACUUUCAGUCUCCCGUUCGUCGUGGAAACAGCAUCCGCACCAUCACCCAGUCGGCAUCAAGAGCAGACCUGAACAGAGGUCCUGUGGCAGGAUCUGUCAGAACUCCAUCAGUGACUGCACUGCCCAAGCACAGGCCUCCACCAUUUCUUGGUGGCCCUAGCGGUACCUGCAAGUCCAAGUCCUACCAUCACAUGGCAUUCAACCCAGCAGCUUGCUGUUCUGACAACAUCCACUCUGACCCCCUCUACAGGAAGACCAAGCGCUCCAUACACCCUGUGGAGGCUGCAGGAAUCAUUGCUGCACACAGUUAUGAGGGACGGCGCGGCCACACCACCCGGUACGUCAUUGUCAACGAGCAUGAGCCUAGGAAGAAGCUGCUGCGCUCAACCACUCGGAUUCCACGUCACUACCUCAUGGAGGAGUCUGCAGUCGUAGAGCUGUAUCCACGCAACAUGAAACGUACCACCCCCCGCACAGCUCACCACCAACCACAUCCUCACAGGUCUCACCCAGUGGAGCAGCAUCUGAGUGAAGAGGAUGAGCAGGAGGAGGGCAGAGGAAGGAGAAGAACGUCACUGGGGAAGGCUCAUCGGCCCCGUUCUCUCUCUGACCUCCACCAUCAGGCACAGUUCUACAUUGGUGAGGGACACUUACCGAUGGCUAAGGGCAGCCACUCUGCUCGAGGACAACAUGGAGCGCAGGAAGUGGAUGAGGAGGAGGAUUGUGAAGGGGACUGGGGAGAUUUGGAGUCACAUCUGUUCCAGACCAGUGUGAAAGGAGCAGACUCUCUGCUUGUUCGAACCAGUCAUUCCCAGUCUCCAGGAAGACACUAUCAGUCCCCAGGGAUGACAAGGCACAUGGAGUCCUAUGUGAAGGCCAAGACAAGACCAAAGCUGGACACCCCUCUGACAGAGUCAGACUCAGUGUCUCUGGCCUCCAGCAGUGCACAGAACAGCAGCACUGACCAGUACAUACAGGUCAUUCACAACAAAGAGCGCUAUCUGAAGUCUGAAGCUAGGCAAGCAAAGCUGGCCAAGAAGAAGUCCAAAACCAGCUUUGAUCUAAAGGUGGAUGAGUCCAAUAUCUGGUCUGCUCAAAUGUUUAGAUAUGUGCUAAAUAAUGUUAAAAUACUAAAGUAUUAGUAAAAUACUUUACAGUGUUUUUGUGGUAUUAUGUCAUUUAGAAACAGACAUUAGAAACGGUGUGCUUUGUGUUUAACAAUAAAAGCAAACAACACAGACAGUAUUAAUUCAGUGUUACACCUGAAAAACAUGUAAUCACCCUUGGUUACAUGAAAUCAUAAUAAAGCCAAUCGUAUCCCACA